Messenger RNA from Triticum aestivum (bread wheat), 1789 nucleotides. Its product is annotated as zealexin A1 synthase. The record is from RefSeq and is a predicted model, not a curated record. The transcript is spliced from 2 exons. Lineage: Eukaryota; Viridiplantae; Streptophyta; Magnoliopsida; Poales; Poaceae. Gene Ontology annotation, molecular function: monooxygenase activity; iron ion binding; oxidoreductase activity, acting on paired donors, with incorporation or reduction of molecular oxygen. Bases 71 to 1618 code for a protein of 515 amino acids.
CUGGUUCAAGUCCUAUAUAGCUAAGCUGGAUUUUCCAAUCUUUACACCUACGCUCGAUGAGCUAGCUCCAAUGGCAGAAACCACUCCCCUUCAGCUCGCCUGCUACACUUUACUCUGCGUCCUUGUCGUCACCAUAGUCCUCAAGCUCAAGCUCAAGAUCAGAGUCAGACCAGCCUCUGCCGGCCGUCUGAACCUGCCUCCGGGCCCAUGGGCGCUGCCGGUGAUCGGCCACAUGCACUUCCUGCUGGGCGCCCUGCCGCACCAGGCCAUGCGCAGUCUCGCCCGGCGGCAUGGCCCCGUCAUGCUCCUACGCCUCGGCCACGUCCCGACGCUGGUGCUCUCCUCCGAGGAGGCGGCAAGGGAGGUGAUGAAGGUCCACGACGCCGCCUUCGCCAACCGGCCCGUGUACGCCACCGCGGACGUCCUCACCUACGGCGGCCAGAACAUCUCCUUCGCGCGCCUCGACAGCCGGCACUGGAAGACCGCCCGGAAGCUGUGCACCGUGGAGCUGCUCAGCCCGAGGCGCGUCCGCUCCUUCCGCCCCAUCCGGGAGGGGGAGGCGGCGAGGCUCGUGAGGUCCGUCGGUGACGCCGGCGCCACCGUGAACGUCAGCGAGAGGGUGAAGGUGAUGAUGAACGACGUCAUCAUGAGGGUCUCCGUCGGCGACCGGUGCCAGCAGCGGGCGCUGUACCUGGAGGAGCUGGACAAGGGACUGGACGUCUUGUCUGGGUUCAACCUGACCGACUUGUUCCCGACGUCGCGCCUGGCACGGGUGCUUGGCGGCGGGUCCGUGAGGGCGGCAUGGGAGGUGCGCGAGAGGAUCCAGUCCAUCUUGGACGCCAUGGUCGAGGACCACAAGAGGGCGAUGGAGAGUGAGGAAGCCGCUGGCGCCGGCGCCGGCCAUGAGAACGAGGACAUCCUCACCACCCUACUGCGGUUCCAGAGGGACGGUGGGAUGGGCGGCAUCACCCUCACGAAUGAGAAUGUCAACGGCGUCUUGUUCGAUAUUUUCUCCGCCGGAUCAGAGACGACGGCGACGACCACCGUCUGGGCCAUGUCGGAGCUUAUCAGGAACCCACGGACAAUGGCCAUCGCACAGUCUGAAGUGCGGCGAGUGCUCCAAGGCAAGACCAAGGUGGCCGAGGCGGACAUCGACGGCCAGCUCCACUACCUCCAGAUGGUCAUCAAGGAGACAUUCAGGUUGCACCCUCCGGUGCCGUUGCUCCUCCCGAGGCUGUGCACGGAACAGAAAAAAAUCAUGGGUUACGACGUGCCUCCAGGCACCACCGUGUUCGCAAACGUGUGGGCCAUCGACAGGGACGAGAAGAGCUGGACCGACGCGAGCAAGUUCAAGCCGGAGAGGUUCGAGGUCCAGAAGGUGGACUAUGGUGGUACCAACUUCAGGUUCCUCCCUGGUGGCGCCGGUCGGAGGAUGUGCCCUGGUAUGAUGUUUGGUGUGUCCAACAUGGAGAUUGCUCUCGCGAGUCUUCUCUAUCACUUCGACUGGAGGCUCCCCGAUGGCGCGAGCCCGGAGAAGCUUGAUAUGACCGAGGCAUAUGGGAUCACGGCGCGUCGGAAGACUAACCUCUUGUUGGAAGCUACCGUUUUUGUGCCUUAGUAUGUUGGUUUACUAAUUGAUGUGUGCAUCUUUGGCUGCAGAGAUUGAGAGAGUGUACUUUUUCACUGUAUAUGUUACACUGUACUUUGUCGAAAUAUGUCAUUGUAUAUUAUAAUUUGUAUUAACUCAUUGAGUGUUAUUUAGUAAUUUUGUCGAUCUCUAUUUUAUCCA